GAAUUAUUCUCACCCAACUCAACUGUAUAAAUGAGUGGCCGGCCGGAGUAUUUAUAAGAAUGGAUCGGAGAAAGAUUAAAGCUAGAAACGUUCGUACGUACACAUCAUAUCAUAUGCAGGUCGAUCGAAUAGGUAGCUAGGCUAGGUUUCAUCCAUUGCAUCAAAACGUACAUUUAUAUAGCUGAUCAGAAUACGUACGAACGACGUAGCUAGUUAAUUAAGAUGGUGAUGAUGGGCGGGGGCGCUAGAGUGACCGUUGUUGUGGUACUGCUACUUGUUGAGGUUAUGUCGGCGGCGGCGGCGGCGAAGGCACCAGCCGCGGCGGCAGCAGCACCGGCAGCGGUAGGGGGAGGAGGAAAAUUAGUCGAUUCCCCACCCAUCCCUUCCACCAAGGCGGACAUCGAGAGCUGGUUCUCCUCCAACGUGAAACCGCUGGAGAGUCGAAAGGACAGCCUGGACCCGGCGUUGGUGGCGGCGGAGGCGGACGUGCAGCGCAUUAGGGUGAGCCGGGACGGAAAGGGAGACUUCAAGACCAUUUCGGACGCCAUUAAGAGCAUCCCGGCGAAGAACACCAAGCGUUACGUCAUCUCCAUAGCGGGCGGGAAUUACUCGGAGAAGGUGAAGGUUGAUUGGAACCAGCCUUUCGUCACCUUGUACGGAGACCCCAAGGACCGGCCCACCAUCAUUGCUGGUGAAACUGCUGCUAAAGUCGGCACCAUCUACAGCGCCACUCUCUAUGUCCUCUCCGAUUACUUCAUAGCCAUUAACAUCAACAUUAUGAAUUCAGCUCCAAGACCGGAUGGGUUAAAAACCGGACAACAAGCUGUGGCCCUAACCAUAACCGGCGAUAAGGCGGCAUUCUACAACUGCAAACUGUAUGGAUUUCAGGACACCCUGUGCGACCACCAUAACAAGCAUUUCUACAAAGACUGUUACAUUGAAGGAACCGUGGAUUUCAUAUUCGGGGAUGCCAAGUCCAUCUUCCUGAACUCGGAAAUACACGUGAUCGAGGGGAAUCGGAUGGCCAUGAUCACCGCCCACGGCCGGAAAAGUGAGAGCGAGGACACCGGGUUCUCUUUUGUGCAUUGCACAGUCACCGGAACCGGGAACACGGCUGUGCUGGGCAGAGGAUGGUUUGACUACUCCAAGGUCGUCUUCACCUAUACCCAAGUUAGCGACGCCGUUAAGCCUGAGGGCUGGUUGGGAUUGCGCAGCGAUACCACCAAGGGAGGGACAAUCUUCUUCGGAGAACACCAGAAUACGGGGGCAGGCGCAACAAAGACAGCUCGUCCUUCCUACGUUAAGAUGCUCACUGAGACAGAGGUGAAGCCUUUCUUGAGCCUCAACUACAUUGAAGGUUCCAAGUGGUUGCUUCCCCCCAUCAAACUUUAAUUUAAAGCUAAGCUUCACUCCAUCGCCAGCCCACUGCACGCCGUCGGUCGUACUAGCUGGCUAUAUUUAAUUAAUUAGUUGAAUCUUCUUCAUUUUAAUUUCCCGAUUAAUAAAAACUUUAAUCAAACUUCAUUCGCCAUUACUCAACCGG
Molecule: messenger RNA, 1543 nt
Organism: Cuscuta epithymum
Lineage: Eukaryota; Viridiplantae; Streptophyta; Magnoliopsida; Solanales; Convolvulaceae
Source: the annotation of a GenBank genome assembly